GAAGGAUAAAGUAAUAUGUAGAAUAUGUAGGACCAAACUCCCAUACCACGGGACAACGAGCAACUUAAGAGCCCACCUGUCUACGGCAAGCUGGAGCUGGAGGUGGAGGGGGUGAAGGUGAAGGGAUUCGGGCCAAGGCAGGCCAGAAUCGACACCGUGCUGUCACCUUCACGAGGCCUUCCCUAUGUCUGUCAAAGUAAACAACAGAUUUGCUGACAAGGUUCAUUUGCGUAGAUAUGAGGCCCAUUAACGCGAUAUAUUGGAGCGGGUUUCAAUUUUUGAUCCACGAGCUAGAGCCAAGAUUCAAGAUCCCCUGCUUCCGGACCAUCAGUUGUAUAAUAACGAAGCUGUACGAAACAACCAAAGAUGGCAUUAGGGGAAUGCUGCGUGGAGAAAAACUCGGACUGACCACUGAUGGGUGGAGUUCUUUGGCUACCGAGUCCAAUGUUACGGUCACAGCCCAUUUCAUCGAUGAGGACUAGGAGAUGAGAAAUGUCGUCCUUGACACGUCUGAGCUUCACACAGCAGUGAAUGUCUCUACAUGCAUCGACAGUAUUCUACAAGAGUUUCAAGUGGCGCGGGAGUCUGUGCUUGCCAUCACAACUGAUAAUGCGACCAACUAUGUCAAUGCUGUAGAGAGGUACUUGAGGAUCACGGAUAUCCUGUGCAUGGCUCACACAAUUAACCUGGCAGCGAGAAAGGGGCUUUCAGAGCGUUCCGUUGCAACAGCAGUCAGACGCCUGAAGGCUGCCGCUCAGCAUUUCAAGCACUCCCCUACAGACAGCUACCUCCUGGAGGCCAAGCAGAAGCUCCUUAGUCUCAAACCAGUCCAGCUGAUCAACGACUGCGCCACUCGCUGGAACAGUACAUACGACAUGAUCUGUCGGGCAGCUGAUCAACAAGCCCCUGUUGCAGCAGUGAUAAUGGAGAAGAAACUCAGCCGUCUGGAGCUCAGCAGUGUGGAGUGGACGCUGAUGGAAAAGGUGAAAGACGUGCUGCAGCCGUUCAAAGUAGCCACCCAGGCGCUGUCAACAGAAGACUACCCAACAGCAUCAGCGGUCCUUCCCCUGCAGUAUGUGCUUCUGACACAACUAAAGCCCUCCACCGAGGACCCGGCAGGACUGAGACAGAUGAAAACCAUGUUGUCAACUGAUCUGAAGGCGCGAUAUGGCCCCAACAAAGAUGCACUCUUGCUACUGAACACAGCCAGCUACCUCGACCCCCGUUUCCACCGGCUGGUUCAUUUGGAACAAGAAUCGCGGCAGGCAGUGCGAGAUAAGGUUCAGAGGGAGCUUGCAGACCUCAGCGAGGAGACAGGCGUGGAAAGCCAAGAGGAGAAUGCCACCACUACGGCGCCACAGCAGCGCAAGGAAAAUAAUGCUCUUAGUGCGAUGGGGGACCUCUUUGGCGAUGUUUACUGCCAAAAUUCGGCCGGAGCAGCAACCCCCUGUACUGGUGGAAGGAGAGAAGCCCCAAGUACCCCCGGAGUUUUCCACCGCGGGGAACAUCGUCUCAAAGCAACGCUCUUCCCUAGAGCCAGAACAUGUUUCUCGUCUCUCUGA
Messenger RNA from Gadus macrocephalus (Pacific cod), 1562 nucleotides. RefSeq names its product zinc finger BED domain-containing protein 4-like. NCBI's taxonomy places the organism in Eukaryota, Metazoa, Chordata, Actinopteri, Gadiformes, Gadidae. The record is from RefSeq and is a predicted model, not a curated record. Bases 486 to 1562 code for a protein of 358 amino acids. The transcript has 4 exons.